CUAUUAAUGUAAAAAUGAAGAAUGCAGGGGUAAUGUAAGGGGACUUUAUACUUUAUACUUCAUAUAAAGUAUUAUCUGUAUACAUAAAAAAAAAAAAAAAAAUUGAUGAAAAGUGCCCACUAUAAAACUGCAUGUGUGUAUCAUUUACUGGAUUAACCAAUAAAUAAAGUAUCUGCACAUUCUGAACCGUAGAGAAAAAAAAAAUCAUGGUGCUACCAUGGUACAUAUUCAAGCAUCACUGUAUUGCUGUACCAUUAUAUCAUGUACAAAAUUUAUUGUAUGAAUCAGAAAUGGGCACCAAACUAUGUGGAUUUUUCCUCCUGCAAUGCUGUCUCAUUGGUCAGUUAGAUCAAAGCGAGAUCAUAACACUCAGCAUCAACUAUCUGAAGGCUAAAAUCGAAUUCACACACACAACCGCAUACAUAAAUACACAUACACACACACACACACACACACACACACUGACCUUUCACUCCCUCUAAGCAUAGUUUUACACACAAAGAAGUGAGAGCGCUUCCUCAUGGCACACUGGCAUACACACUUUUCCCCGUGGAUGCCAUUCCUGGCCGGCUCUGCCCGCACACAAGCCAAACUCUGGUUGGGUUGCUUCAGGCUUUUGCUUCCUCUUAUUGAUUUUUCUUAUAUUAGCUAACCUCACCCAUUUCUCCAUUCUGUCAGCCUUCCUCCAAGAUACCUAAUGUUUUUGGAGCUUUCGUAUAGCGUGAAUACAAUGACUGCAAAUAAUGCAUCUCUCGGUAAUGUAGUUAAAGAGGCAAUAAGACGUGUUUUCCGUUUGCUAUUCUUGUAACUGCUUUUCCUUUCAGCUGUAAAACUGCAGCACGCUGCUGCCUCAUGCUGUUCGUGUGGCAAAUCAGAAAACACAGUCAAGGCAAUCAAGUGGAACUGUCAUAAAGAACAGCCUUGGUGAGGAGUUUUACCGCGAGGCCAUCGAGCACUGCCGCAGUUAUAAUGCUCGACUUUGUGCUGAACGCUCCAUGCGCCUGCCCUUUCUUGACUCCCAAACAGGUGUAGCACAGAGUAACUGCUACAUAUGGAUGGAGAAGACCCAUCGUGGGCCAGGUGUGGCUCCAGGUCAGCUCUAUACUUACCCUGCACGCUGCUGGAGAAAGAAGAGACGGUUAAACAUCUUAGAAGAUCCACGUCUUGGACCCAUCGAGUUUAAAAUCGACUAUGAAGCAGCACUAAAGAAGGAAGGGGGUGUUCCUGAGGGUCCUGUUCUGGAGUCACUCCUCAGUGGAGAACUGCUGGAUAAGAAGGUUGAAACAAAGGAGGAGGAACCCAUGAGUGAAUGCCAGAAGCUGCUGGUGGGAGAUUUUCCUCACGAGUUGGACAUGGAUGAGAUGGAGGAGGAUGUUCCCAAACGCAAGAAUCGCACCAAAGGACGGGCAUGUGGUGUUGGGGGGAUGAGAAAGAGACAGGAACCAGCAUCCUUAGAGGAUCGAGACAAGCCAUAUGUGUGUGACAUUUGUGGGAAGCGCUACAAGAACCGUCCAGGUUUGAGUUACCAUUACACUCACACACACCUGGCAGACGAGGAGGGUGAGGAAGACUCCGAACGGCACACACUGCCCUUCCAGCGCAAGAACAACCACAAACCCAAAAAAGCAGCCGAUGGUUCUGUCAUCCCGAACGGCUACUGUGACUUCUGUCUAGGAGGCUCGAAGAAAACAGGCUGUCCUGAAGAUCUAAUUUCCUGUGCGGACUGCGGCCGAUCAGGUCAUCCGUCGUGCCUGCAGUUCACGGUCAACAUGACGGCGGCGGUGAGGACCUACCGCUGGCAGUGCAUCGAGUGCAAAUCCUGCAGCCUGUGCGGAACAUCAGAGAACGAUGAUCAGCUUUUAUUCUGUGAUGAUUGUGACAGAGGGUAUCACAUGUAUUGUCUAAGCCCCCCUAUGUCGGAGCCUCCAGAGGGGAGCUGGAGUUGCCAUCUGUGUCUGCGCCAGCUAAAGGAAAAAGCGUCCGCCUACAUCACACUAACCUAAUCUCCGUGCCCUACUUCACCCUAGCAGUCUCAUCCUACUCUAUCCCAUCAUCACAGAUCCAAAGAGACUCCCCCAGCAUCCACCAGAAGAGAACAUGUUUCAUCUGCCCAUUGCCUGUAUGGUGACUGCAAGGAAAACGUAGGGUGCGACUAACAUUUUUGUAUGUCAGUUGGGACUCGAGCAGACCUUUCCUCAACAGUCCCUCCAAAGAGUUCUUUCCUUCAUGGAUCAGAGAGGUCUUCUUCUUGUUUGACUCCAGCUUAUGGUGGUUAGACAAGUAGUGCCAAACGGUUUAUCGCUGAGGAGACAUUUUGCACGAGUCUGAGGGGGGCGUGUCAGUGGGAGGAGUCUCUGUGACAUCAUUACAUGACGCACCAACUGCAAAAGAGACGAGUGCCACAUGAUCUCACCGCAGCUUUCGGUUGGUUUAGCUCUGGUGAGAGAUGGUAUCAGCGUGCCAUUGAUUCUUAGCGGUAUAUUCUUCAGGAGCAGACACCAGCACGUAAUGAGAUCAUGUUUAGUCAUUCAAUUUGGCCUUAUUCUAGCUGUAAUUAGACUUCUGUUGUAGAGAUGAAUGAAUUCUUCAAUAAUUAAUAUCCCUUGAAGGUACAACUUUUGGUUCUUGCAACACAUCACAGUAAAUUUUUAAAAAAGGUGAUAUAUCACUAACAUAGUUUGCGUUAAAAGGAAUAUUCCUGGUUUGAUACAAGUUAAUCGACAGCCUUUUGUGGAAUAAUGUUGAUUACCGCAAUACCGGUCCCUUAUUUUCUUAAAAAAAUUGGAAAACCGUAGUAAGAGUGAGGUAGAGGUUGGGAUCUGCAGGACCCAAUGCAAUCUUAUUAAAGAAAAAAAUAUAAUUAUGACUUUUUAUCUCACAACCCAGUCUUUAUUUUCUCAGAAUUUCGAAUUUAUAUCUCACGAUUCGGAGUUCAUGUCUUACAGUUCUGACUCACAUCUGUCCCGCAAUUCUUAACUCAAAAAAGUCUGAAUUGUGAGUUAUAAAGUCGCAAUUACUGUUUUCAUUUUUUUAUUCCGUGGUGGAAAUAAGAUUCCAUAAAUAUAAGCAUCGUCCCACCCACACCUGCUCAUAGCAAUCAAAACUCUAAAUAAAAUCGCAUUUAUUUUUUAUUUUGAGGCAAAAAUAAGCUUUUAUAGAUGUGCGUGAAAAGUGGGAGAAAGAAAUGUAUAGUUUAUCAAUUUGUUUUGUUUUUAUGGAAUACGAACAACAAAAAAUUAACGAUUUACAGGUGCAGGGUUGGAUAUUUUCAAUGUUUUUCUUUUUUAUGACAGUAUACAGUAAAUUCCAUUGCCUGCUGCGACAAUUGCAACAAGUUGUUAACAUACAACACACACAAGUCUGGCACUUAAGAUCUGAGAGCGCUGUGUGUGUGGGAAUUGAAAAAAACAAUAGGCUAUGACACUGGAACGAGACUAAAAAAUCUGCGUAGACCUCUUACUGCGGGCUUUUGCGGACAUGAGUGGGACAAAACGUUAAGUUGUAGGUGUUAACAGGACAAAAUAUAACAUAUUUCUGUGGGAGCAGGAUUGAACAAUCCAUCCCACCCAGACCUCUACAGUUCACAAGCACUAAAUUUCGUCAUGAAUCUACUUGAUUUCAGAUUAUGGAAGAUCUGUUUAUAUGAACCAUAAAUGCUUCAAUCCGAUUCACAUCAUUUGUUUACAUGUGUAUUGUAUACGUAUAUUCCAAACAAAAAUUCAGCACAUAUGUGAGGCCCAGUUGCUGCGUAUGAGAAAGCCACUGUGUUAAUGUCGUUUCAAUACGAUUGAAAUUUCAUUCAGAUUGAUGGAGUUGUUUACAUGAAGGCUUUUCAGUAUGAUUGAGCCAUCAAUCUGUUUUUAAACGGAUUACUUGACUACUUUUAAACGUAGUGAGGCACUUACAAUGGCCAAACUGUAUUAAAAUAUACUUUUUAUGAAGUAUAGCCAGAAGACACAAACAGUACGUGUUAACAUGAUUUCAGUGUGAAAAACACUUACUGACCUUUUCUGUGAAGUUAUGUCCAAUUUUGUAUCUUUGUUGCCAUGACAACAUCAUCCUAAAACAACCAUAAAAGGUUUUAACACACAUUUUAAAAAAUUGAUGUACGUGUUUUUAUAAUAUUGUAAGUUUUACAUUUGUGCUUUUAAAUUCUCCAAAAAUUGUUCCCAUUAUAUGCCUCUUGGUUCUUGCAUUUUUUUUUUUUUAAAGAAACAGGGACCAGUAGAAAUGAUUUUUUUUUUUUGUGGUAAUCAACGUAACUUGUAUUGAUUCUGGAAAAUUCUAGAAUAUCAGUCACUUCUAGGAAAGUCUUAAUGCUGCAAACUGUUUUCAUAAAUAUAGAUCCCUUUAUUAGGAAGGUCUGAGGUGCAUGUCUAUCAACCAGAGUCAAAUUUGCUCUGUGUGAAAAAAAGAAAAGAAAAGAAAAAAGUAGAUUUCAAAAAUCUGCUGAUUUAUUCUGUACUUCCAACAUGAUCCCCACCUUCUCUUCCUAUUCUGAACAAGCCAACGUAAAAUUCCCUCUCAGCCAGGGUGUGUUUCUAAGAGUGUAUAUUUAUCGGGCAACGUCUGUCCUUGUUUUAAAAACAGGGCGUUAAAUGUUCGAUUGUUCUCUUUUUUUAAUGAUGACUUGCUUGCAUGUUGUAAAAGUAUCGUUUUUAAAUCAUUUAAGGACAAAAAAUCGAAGAAAGCACACUUAAUCUGCAAUAAUGUUUUUGUGUUUGUGACCCUCUCUGGGGAAGUUGCGUCUGUAUGUAUGUGCGCUUUAAAACUCUCGUGGAACUUUGAACCUGUAAACGGCAGAAUGCUAGUGGGCGGGGUGUUUUGAAAAAGGGGGAGGAGUUUGUGACAUUCUGACGUUUUCAGAUGCCAUCGAUUUUGAUUUCCUGGACAAACUGUAGACCAGCUUUGGAGACUCUGUUUUUUCCCGGUCUCUUUGGAGGGGCAUUUUUCCUUUUUUGGUGACAAGAAAAUUGUGCGCCUCUUUUGUAGAAUGAGCUCUUUACUAUCUGUAAGUCUGCUUUGUGUUCUGAGACUUGCUACUGCAGCCUGCUUAAAAGAAGAAAAAAUGUCAAGCUAAAUCCAGAGGAGCGUUACGGGGACGGCAGCAUGUGUGUGCGUGUGUGCGAUUGUGCUGAGGUGACUGUUUUGAACCCAAAGUCCCCUCUUAUCCGUGGCCUAACUGAAAAGACUGCCUGCCAUUUUCUCUACACCGAGUCCUUGAGCUUUAAGUUGCGAGACGUUUGCUGUAAAUAGAUAAGUGCUCUGUCUUUCCAGAAUCAGUCCAUGUUAUAGACUCAAGUGAAAUGUUCCAUGUGCUGUAAUGCAUCAAAAUGUGAAAACAGCCUUUUCUACGCUGUCAGUGGAAUAUUAAUCCAUGUUACUGGGUUAUUUCUAUUUUUGUAUCAUUUUCCAGUUUAUGGUUUUAAUGAGCACUACGCCAUUGGUAACUCUGAUGCCAUAUAUGUAAAUCUUUUCGAUUCUUUUUAAAAGAGUUGUAGAAAUGUUUCGUCUUCAGUAGUCUUGAUUUCACAUUUUGAUAUAUCAACUUCUCUGUUCAGCCAACCCCUUGUUGUUCUUUUUUGUACUUAUGACUAUUUUGCACAGUCUGUGUGAUUUUAUUGGAUGAGGGCACUAUUAGAGAGUUUUGAUAAUAAAAUCAAAGCAAUUAAACCCGAGAUGAAAUGACAGACACAUUUAGCAUGUGCCGAUAUCGACUACACACAAUAAUUACACAUGGAAUGUGUUGAUUCUUUCCCUCUCAGUUCCUGAAGCCAAAACACUGUGGCUCUGUGGUGUUUUCAAAACAUUGCUAUGUUUGUUUGAGUGGCCCAGCAUAGCAACACUGGCUCAACCAAUAGCAAGAGUUUGGAGGCGGAGCUGUAUGUAUGUGUGACCAAUGGCAGAUGGAAGGGCUGGUAAAAGUGUUUUGAAAACCUUUUUGUAAUUUUUGCAGUUCUAUUCAUUCCAUUCAGUGGCGCAGAAAUUACACAUUUCACUUUUAACAGUAUUAAGGGGGGAAAAUGUUUGAUUUGUCUGCCUUGGUGAGAUUUUUGGUUAGAAACUAACCUUCAUGUUCUGUAGUAUUUUCAAACGAUUGUCAAGCUAAAAGAGGGGCUGUGAUUGGUUUGUAUGAAAAUACGUUUUCGUCCGCAGGCCUUUAUUGAUGAGGGGCGGAGUCAUAAUGAUGUGAUUGUAUUCUUAGUAAUGUGAGAGUAUGAGUGGCAUUAUGUGGGAUGAGGGAUUAUGGGUAGACAACGCUUAACCAGAUUGUUAAAAUGGUGGGCAACUACAUUUCCGUUUCAACAUGGACAAAUGUGUCCUCUCUCUGUCCAGCUUCGGUUGAGAUCUGUGCUCUUUUUGUCUUUAUUCUGUCUCGCUGAUUUUGCAGGGUCUUCUCUACCUGUGUAUUGUUGUGCUGUGAUUUUCGCUUGCAGUUCCCCCCCCCCCCACACAAACACACACACACACACAAAAGAUACUCUUGUGUGAGAGGACGCGUGAGUGUUUUCCUUUCUUGUAACUGUCCAUAGAAAAAUAAAACAGACGUAUGGAGAAAAGAAGCGUGUUCUGACUCAGGACUGAGUUGUACAUUUGUUUUCAUUGAACUUGAAAUGGGUGCUCCUCGUGGAACUGAGCGGCUCUGAUGACUGCUGCUCAGUGAUCCAUUUUAAAGAAUGUCCUUUCUUUUAUUUCUGUCCAUUUUGACAAGCAGGAAAUAAAAAAAAUGUACCAUUAUCCGAUUUUGUCUCCUGUGAUGU
This is a messenger RNA of Onychostoma macrolepis, 6761 nucleotides long. RefSeq names its product double PHD fingers 1 (gene dpf1). Gene Ontology annotation, cellular component: nucleus; nBAF complex. Bases 996 to 2003 code for a protein of 335 amino acids. Gene Ontology annotation, biological process: nervous system development. The transcript has 12 exons. The record is from RefSeq and is a predicted model, not a curated record. NCBI's taxonomy places the organism in Eukaryota, Metazoa, Chordata, Actinopteri, Cypriniformes, Cyprinidae.